This is a messenger RNA of Mytilus trossulus (common blue mussel), 1746 nucleotides long. RefSeq lists its product as uncharacterized. The coding region runs from base 1 to 1746 and encodes 581 amino acids. The record is from RefSeq and is a predicted model, not a curated record. Gene Ontology annotation, molecular function: RNA-DNA hybrid ribonuclease activity; nucleic acid binding. Lineage: Eukaryota; Metazoa; Mollusca; Bivalvia; Mytilida; Mytilidae. The transcript is spliced from 2 exons.
AUGUCCGACAACGAAAAGAAUCCUAAUGAAGAUAUGGAUGAAGAUUUAGUUGAAGAUACGGUGGGAGAAGAAGUGUCAAAUGCUGAUCUUUUGUCACUAAUGAAGACCUACAUGAACAACAAAAUCGCCGGACUCGAGAAGAAUUUAAACGAUUCGACCCAUAGUUUAGCGAAAAAGGCAGGUUAUCACCAUAUUGAUAUAUUUGCUCCACAUCAGAGGUAUUUAGGUUUCUCAUGGAAGUUUGAAGGGGUUGAAAAAUAUUAUGUAUUUACAGUUUUACCUUUUGGAUUGAAAUCGAGUGGUUAUGUAUUUACAAAGGUAUUACGACCAUUAGUAGCGCACUGGCGGAGAAAGGGUAUUAAAAUUGUCGUUUAUUUAGACGACGGAUUAGGACUAGCUGAUGAUAGUGAGGUAUGUAAAUUGCAUGCAGACAUUGUUAAAUCAGAUUUAAUUAUGUCGGGUUUUGUUCCAAACAGGGAGAAGAGUAUCUGGUCCCCUUCUUAUUCAUUGAAAUGGUUGGGGUUUAUAUGGGAUUUACGAAAAUGUGUGUUGCAAAUUCCCGAGUCCAAAAUAUUGGAUUUGCAAGAAUGCAUAGGCAUUGCUUUAAGUAAUCCUUGUAAAGUUAAAAUUAGAACGCUUGCAAAAAUCUGUGGCAAGGUUAUAUCUCUCACUCCAGCAAUCGGCAAUGUUACUCAGAUAAUGACAAGAGCUACAUUUGCUGUGAUUAACGAACGAGAUGAUUGGGAUCAGUGCAUGGACAUUAACUUCAAUAGUGAUUUAAUUUUUGAAUUCAUGUUUUGGAAAAACAAUGUGCAAUUGCUAAUGCCUGUAUCUUUAUUACCAAAGGCAAAUGAGGUUAGUAUUUUUAGUGAUGCUAGCGAUGUAGGUGCAGGAGGUUUUAUACAAAACUCAACGCAUGUAAUGUAUAAAUCCUGGACGAAUUUAGAAAAAGUCAAAAGCUCCACGUGGAGAGAGGUAAAAGCAAUCGAGCUGUGCUUAGUAUCAUUUGCACAGUUAGUAUGCAACAGUUCGGUGGUUGUUUAUACUGACAACCAGAAUGCAGUGAGCGUUAUUGAAAAAGGUAGCAAGAUAUUAGAACUUCAAAACUUGACUCUUUCAAUUUUUAAUACUUGUAUUGUGAAUUGUAUUUCUAUAAACGUAAAAUGGAUUCCACGAGAAGAAAACGAGAAAGCAGAUUAUUUAAGUCGAAUCGUCGAUAUCGACGAUUGGGGGACUUCAGAUGAAUUUUUUGAGUUUGUAGAUAAUUUAUGGGGUCCUCAUUCCAUUGACAGGUUUGCUAAUAUGGAAAAUAGAAAACUGCUUAGAUUUAAUUCUUUAUAUUGGAAUCCGGGUUCGGAAAGUAUAGAUUCAUUUACAUGUAACUGGCAUGAAGAAAAUAACUGGUUAGUACCACCAGUAGCACUAGCAGCUAAAGUCAUUAAUCAUUUAGUCAAAUGUAGAGCUGUUGGAACUCUAAUAGUUCCAAAGUGGUCCUCAUCGCCGUUUUGGCCGUUACUGUUUGAGGAAGGUUUACAUUAUAAACCAUAUGUUGAAGAUGUUUUUGAGUUUCUUGAGGCAAAUAGAAUAUUUGUUGCUGGACAUAAUGUAAAUUCUAUUUUUGCUCAAGGUGAUUUUAAAGGAACUGUUUUAGCAGUGAGAUUAAAUGCUUUAGAUAUGUUAUAUUAUAUGUAUAUUUUACAGAUUAUCCAUAUUGGUCACUGGACAACAGUUUUUUUUAUUUGGUAA